AUGAAUCGAACAUUGUUUCUCCUGUUGCUGGUGGUUCUCGAAUCCCGAGGGAAGUUGAUACUGGAUGCGCCGUAUUCAGGAACCUCCAGCAAACUAAACGAAGAAAGAACGCCUUUUAAUUUCACGAAAGAUGAGUCGAUCGUCGAGGGACCAGAACCGAUUUCGAGGCAGGAAGACCCCGAGUCCUCGGAAACUGUGUUCCAUAAUAAAGUUCAGAGGUCUUUGGAGGAUGAGGAUGACGAGGAGUCAGAGGAGGAUCCAGAAGGUCCUCCCGAUCAUGUAAUCCCGUAUUCCGACCACGAAGAGCCGGGAAACGUAUCGACGAAGCCCAAGUACGUCGGUCCGGGUGAAUGGGCCAAACCACCGAAGAACAGUGACGUUCCUCUAGACUUUGUACCCACGAAAUUGUACGCGCAGGUGAGGAAGACGCACACAGUGAGGAGGCUGCCUCGAAGGAAAGCGCUGGAGUACGCAGAGUCUGAAGAGGAAAAGGAAAACGCGGCGAGGCUGAGAGAAGUGGUGAGAAACUCUAAGGUGAAUACCGUUUACACCGAAGAGGGUUAUGAAGAUUCCGCUUACGAUCACGGUGGCCACGUCAGGGAUGCAGAUUUUGAAGAGGAAUACGCUCGGAAAGUUCAGGAACGUUUGAAGGACAGGAAAAGAGUCGGAGACGAUGCUGAACAGAGUAAGACUGACCCUGAGGACUACGAAGAUUACGAGGAUCACAAAAUUGCCAGCAAUAUUGUGAACGAGAGGAACGAGAAAGUGUAUCCGAAAGUGGUAGUUGAAGAGGGAAUAGAGCAGCUGCAGGAUGAUCUGGAAAGAGAGGCUGAAGAGACAGAGAAAAGAUUCGAGAUCGGUAAACUGGAUGAGGACGGAGAUUCGAAGGAAAAUGGCGAGAAGAAAGUUAGAAAACGAAAGAAGCCGUCGAAGAAAUCGAAGAUCGACGGAGAAAGUGUGGAAGCUACGACGAUACCGAUUGAAGCUACGACUCUAAACUUUGCUCCGUACAAAUACGAGACCCACGAAAAUUCGCCGGUUGUGAAUGUCCAGAAAGCUGAAGAGAAUCCAACGACCGUCAGUUACAGCCAAAUCUUCUGGGAUUACUUCAAGAAGAAGCAGAGUGAACCAACGAGUCAAUCUUCGACCUCGAUAGAUUCGACGACUGUGAAUCCAAACUAUCUGCAAGCUUCAACUUUAGGAAACACACUUGCGCCAUAUUCUUUUUAUGGAGAAGAAGCCACGACAUUGUUUCCGGCCAUAGACUCGUCGGUUUUCGAUGCAAAGAAUCCUGAAUUUUUGGUCGACCCAGAAUUCAAGAACGAUCAGAAUCAAUUAUCGCGUUCGAAGAACACUGACAUUAGUGAAUUGUGGCAGCCUAUUUCCAAUGAACCGACAACGACGGACGCGCAAUAUCUGGGAACGUACGACGAGAUCAUGAACGACCAAGGAAUUCCGUUUUCGAAUUUCGUGAGGAAUCUAGACAGCAAGGAGUCCAACAUGGACGGUUCUCUAUUCACUCCGUCACUGAAUUUAGUGAUGAAUCGCAAGCCACGUUACAAAAUUGCCGUCAGGCAAAAGCCAAAGAAGACCAGUGAACAUUUUAACAAAAAAUCGACGAAAGAAACACGAGUAGAAAGCACGACCAGGAGUAUUCCCAUGCACGAGAACUAUAUGAAAGUUCUGAUGCACCUGAAGAACGAGAAAGCGAACCAUCGUCACCCAAACAGUCUGCAGCCGAACUAUCCACCACCGAAUUUGAAUGACGAUCCGAGGAAGAGGAAACCUUUGCAGAAUAUGAAUAAUUAUUACAAUUAUUUACCGCACGGAUCGAGAGAGAAUACGUUCGUCAAUCAGAGACCACGUCAGGUUCGCAAGAAUCGUCCGCGUCAGACGCAUCCAGAGAUCGUUCAAAGACCACCGUCACGUAACAGGAAUCUGUUGCCCGCUUUCGAUCUGCUUCCUCCAUCGCCGUUUUUGAUCGAUGACUUCGCCAGGGCGAAAGAAACAAUCGAUUAUCUAACCGGAAACGGGUCUAACCAAGCCAGAAACCUUGUGAGACCGUACCGGCGGGCCGGCUCGAUGGAAUCGAUCGCUGGAAUCCGCGCAAAAAGGCGCGAAAGAAGAUCGGCGAACGAAGGGGUCGGAGAGGACGUGAAAGGCUCGCGUCCGGCAAACAAUGACGCGACGAAUCGCGGCGAAAUAGAACAGUCAGCUAAAAAUUCGUCGGUCGAGAGAAAUUCGCAGCUGAAAGCAAACAGCGGUCUGCAAGUAGCACUCGUUCCGGAUACGUCGGCGGAAAAACGAAUCGGCGAGAAGAAAUCGGUCCAGGGAAGAGAGUUACAAGAGGGGCGUGUCGACGAAAGAGAAAUCCGUACUGAGGGCGAUUUAGAAUCCUUCAAGUAUAACGAUGACGAGAAAUCGAACGCUGGAUCGAAGAGCCACGAAGAGCUUCUGAACGAGGCGCCUCGUUUGACGAAUGAUGUUAUACAGAAGGAAAUCGACGCUAGGUUUAACGGGCAGAAAGAAGAGGAAGAUACGCAGGGUGACGUAGAAGUUGAAGUGCCGGAUUUCGAUUAUGUGGAGGAACUAGUUGAGGAGAACCAACCUGACAUCGAAACUGAAUCCAGCGUUGAAGGUAAUGUGGACCUGCAGAAAUACCCUUUUUAUAACAGUGAAAAAAUACCGACACCAUCUGCGUUGAAGUACGCCAUUGACCCUGGGAGAUUACCCAGGAAGACGUACGGUGGUAUGGAGUUUUACGGAUCGAGGGACGCGUACAAACACUGCGAGGAGGUUGAGCCCACUUUGAAGGUGGUGCCAGAAAAAGAGGAGCCAGUUCCAGAGAGAGGUCCAGAAGAGAAUCUCCCUCGUCUUCGUGGCUUAGGGGAUAAACUGGAUUGCUUCAAGGCGAAAUACUUUGACAGCGACCCCUUCGACAACCCACUGUUCCUGGAGAAAGAAGUCGAAGAUCCCAGCCCUCCUGCCGAGCUGGACACCAAACGGUUCGCUUCGAGAAUCAUGAUGUUCCCGAAGCAAAGCGAUGAUUAUGUUGUUCAGAAGUCCUCCAGGAAACCGGAGAACUAUCGACGACCCCGCAAACCGAGUUCCAACGCGAUUAGGUCUCAGAAACCGAGGCGCGUUGUUUAUAGAACGUACCCUGGAACGGGAAGAGGAAAGAGACCUCGAGUGUACAGGGUGCAGGGAGUUCGAGUGAAGUACCCGAAUGGUUCCAGAAGACCGCAGAAGGUUGUUAAACGACCCGUGACUUCUGCGAGCGACGUGUGGUCUAUGUACUUGCCUUUCCAAAGUCAAGUUUACGAAGAUGUGAUGGGUACCAUAAGAAACAUGGCGAACUCGUAUCAAGUUUACGAAGUAACUACUUUGCCGACCUCGGAUGAGGUCACCGUCGAUGGAGUCGAUGAUGUCAAAAUGAACGUGUCCACAGAUUCGAGCAGGUAUGGUAAGAAGGACGAGGCAGGGGAUAUAAAACGUCCGCAUAAAACGGAUAGGAAUAUAGAAGGCAUGGUGCCCCCGAAAUAUCGACCUCAGAAUGGAUAUCAGAGGAUAAGAAUUCCGCAGAAAAAUCGAACCAGGGUGCAACACUUGAGAAAAUCGAAUGGAUUGAGAGGAAAUCGUCCGCAAAAGAUUCGUGUUUACAAACGAGAUUUAAGAGACAAGGAAAAUGAAGGCGCGAGUUCCUUGGAGAAGAAAAUGUUUCCAGAUUCCGAAGACAAUGAAGAAGUUGAUUAUUUAAGCAGAACUGUUGUUAAGACACACAAUUCGGUUGUUAAGAAUGACACAGCUGACGAUGAUCUCAGUAGAAGAAAUUCAACAACUUCUAAAACCAGUGACAUCAAGAGAAAGUCCAAGGUGCCAAAGAAUGUUUCAAGUUCUGCAGAUGAAGAACAAAAGAAGUCACAGAAGAUUGUCUACACGAUCAAAGAUAGAAUCAGGUAUUCGAAACCGAAGGGAGAAGGGAGAUUUGGGAAAUUUAAUGAGACUGAAGUGCGGGAGGACAAACGAAGAAGAGAGCCCACGUACAAUUACAUCAAAAGAAGAAAACCUUUGAAUCGUCCUUCUACAACGGAAGUUGAAAUUACCUGGACAGAGUCAAGUAUUUCUACCGCGACAUUACCGAACGAGUACAUCGAGCAAAUCGACAAAGAACCUGCGAAAGAUUUGAACAAGCAGCUUCCUGUGGAAGAAAUCAGCGACCAAAGCCUUAACACGUCCACGAAACUCGAGGAGCAAGAUCAGAGUUCGAAUAAGUUGUCUAACAAUAGCAAAGGUUACGCGGUUUACGAAAACGUGAACGAAAGUGAAGAAACCACGAAGAAACCUCACACUGAGACUUCUUCAGAAUUCAAUUUGAAAUCCUUCUUGGAGACCGACUCUCCAAAAUUCACGGACACUUCGGAAGAGCUGAGGAAAGUAUUAUCCCCGAACAAUUCUCAUCAUUUCAAAUUCGAAUCCGAUUCCACGAACAUCGGGGACAAGAAACUUGAAGAAGAGAACGCUUCUUUCGAACACAAUUCUAACGAGGCGUCCUCGGAGAAGCUAGACACGAACGUGCAGACGAGUACGGAGUCCUCGGAGGAAAGCGAUUCGAAGGAGAGCGAGUCAGAAGAGCACAGUUCGUUCUUCAAGUACGAAUCCAGGCCCUCUUCGCCGUCCGAGAAUUACGAAGACGAAAAGUACGCGGAACUCGGGCCUCGAGUGAACAAACCUGCAUUCUUUCAUCCUCCUUUCUCUUUUUCCAGGAUAUCGAAAGGAAGCUCGGAGGAAGCUGACGAGAGCGAAGAGAAAGAGUACGUGUUCCCGUGGUACAGGGACAAGGAAAACGAACGGAGGAGGAGACGAAAUCGCGGGAGGAUUGGCGAAUACGAGUAUCCUUGGGAGAGGAGAGAACGUUUGGCACGCGAGGAGAGGAAGAAGCGUAAAGGAUUGAGAAGCUUCGACGAUGAAGAUGUCGAAGACACGUCUCUGCAUCAGCGUAGAAUUUAUCCUCGAGGAAAAUACCGUUUCUGGAGCCGCAAAGACGCUUCUGAAGAGAAUAUUUCCGAUGCGUUGGGAAGCAGCAGCGAAUAUCGGCCGAUUCGGAAAUACAGCAGUAAAUAUAACGCGAAGAGUACUAAGCUACCGAUUAAGAAGCUGAAGAAUUUAAAGUCGAAACGUUUGGACGAAAUAAAGAGGUCCAUCGAGAAGUCUUUAGAAGGUAAUUCCACGGAAAGCGAUUCUUAUAAAGAAAGAGGUACCUCCAGAGGAAUCGUUCCUGAGGACGUCACUUUGGAACCCGUUGCAAGGAACAGGAAGAAGGUGAGAAAUUCUAGCGAUGUCGAAGGUAGAAAUUCCAGCGAAUCGAUAAAGAAUUCGAAGGAUUCUGAAAUAACGGUGCUGAAGAGUGUCGGAGAAAGCAGGAAUUCUACGGAGCGUUCGAAUAAGAAAAGACGAAGACCAGCGAAGAACUCGAUUUCUAACGCAGAGACCGUAAUAAGAUCCGGUGACGAUUCUAAUCGAACUCGUCGGAGACAGAAAUCUGGGUUAACUACGCCUUCUACGAUCACCUCCGCUUCUACGGCGAGCACGACUUCAGCGUCCAGGGUGGCUCGAAGGAGAAAUCAGAAAUCAGUCAAGGAUUCGAAGAGAACUGCCGGUAGAACCAUGAAUCAGUCGAACAAUGGUGUCAACAACGCGACAGAGGUUUCGAAGAGCAGCACGAAUCGAUCUAACGCGGAGAGUGGACAGAAUGGCGGAAAGAAUCCAACGAACGAAAUACCCGAUCAAACGAAGGACGAAACUAGACAGGUAUCGGAAAAUUCAGACAAGGUGAAAUCAUUCGAUAAAAAUAACGAGGAGCAGAAGAAUAAUUUAGAGAAUAAAAAGUCUGAUAAGGAUUCGAAGACUGUUGAUGAAAUUAGUAAAUUGAAUCAGAAGUUUUCUUCGGAUGACGAUGACAAGAAAUUCGAUUUUAAGGAUGACAGAAUAGAGCUGUUGAGCGAUUUUGAUAAAUCGGAGGAUAUUUCGGACGAGGAAUUUGAAAGUGCUUUGAAAAUAGAUGCAGGUACUGCACCGAACAGAGCGGUACAAUUAUCUGAACAAGAAUCCAGAGAAGUCGUCUCUUCCGUUUCCUGGAUAUCGGAGAACUACAAUUUCUAA
Megachile rotundata (alfalfa leafcutting bee) is the source of this 6159-nucleotide messenger RNA. RefSeq lists its product as uncharacterized. NCBI's taxonomy places the organism in Eukaryota, Metazoa, Arthropoda, Insecta, Hymenoptera, Megachilidae. The record is from RefSeq and is a predicted model, not a curated record.